AUGUGUGCACCAAAAGCUACAGCGGGACUAAAUAUGGUUAAUCUAGCACUGUGGAACAAAGCUGCCAUAACAAAGUAUACCUGGGAGCUGGCAAACAAGAAAGACAAACUGUGGAUCAAAUGGAUCCAUAGUUAUUACAUUAAAGAUCAGGUUUUCUAUACCAUGGGAGUGCCACAACAAUCAUCAUGGAUGCUGAAGAAAAUAUUUGAAGCAAGAGCUAAUCUGGCAGGGAUUACUGCUGAUAGGGGAGAUGCCAAAGGUAGCAUGGAAGGGGCUAUGUACCAGAAUCAGGCUAGACCAAAAGCAAUAUUUAUACUAUUGUUGCUGAUGCAUGGAAGACUUCAAACUGCUGAUAGAUUGAAGAAAUGGAAGAUCCAAGUUGAUGAAAUAUGCUGUUUUUGUAAACUAGCUCUAGAAACAAAAGAGCAUCUGUUUGCAGAAUGUGUGUAUGGCAGAGAUUUAUGGAACAUGCUCAUGCAAUGGAUUCAAAUGCAAGUUAGCUUACCUUCAUGGGCAGAAUGGCAGCAAUGGAUAAUACAGAAAACGAAGGGAAGAUCACAAAUGGCUAGAAUUCUCAAAAUGAUAGUUGCAGAAUAUGUGUAUACUUUGUGGAUAGAAAGAAAUGCAAGAAUCUUUGAAAAAACAGCUACAACAUGGGAUAUACUUGCAAAAAAGGUGGCUUGUGUCAAAGUGGUAUCCCCGCGGGCUGAACUUGAGCAGAGUUCGAUAAGGGCCAAUGACUCGAGUGAUGAGUCGAUCGAGAAGACGGUAGAGUUGGAUAAGGCCGUCAAGGCCAGGAUGGCAUCUUUGGCAAGGAUGGCGGCAUCGGAGGAGGUCAUUCGCGUCCUCGGAUCUGGACGGGCGAGGAGGUCGAAUGUCAAUUUGCGCGAGGAGGCCGAAUGUUAA
Molecule: messenger RNA, 906 nt
Organism: Nicotiana attenuata
Lineage: Eukaryota; Viridiplantae; Streptophyta; Magnoliopsida; Solanales; Solanaceae
Exons: 3
Coding region: 1-906 (301 amino acids)
Source: RefSeq, a predicted model, not a curated record